Messenger RNA from Babesia bovis T2Bo, 4246 nucleotides. RefSeq names its product variant erythrocyte surface antigen-1 beta subunit. Bases 191 to 4156 code for a protein of 1321 amino acids. The record is from RefSeq and is a predicted model, not a curated record. The transcript has 13 exons. NCBI's taxonomy places the organism in Eukaryota, Apicomplexa, Aconoidasida, Piroplasmida, Babesiidae.
GCUACAGUACCACUAGUGGUGGAAUCCCCUAGUACUCACACUGCGCGCCACCAAAUAAUGUUGCGCCAAAGGCGCCACUACCUCUUACGGCGCGCUCCACCUCCCUAGGAUUCCACCCAUAUACCCAGACCUUGACUACCACCGACUACCAGUGCUACUGGACACUCUCGCAACAAGGGGUGGUAACACAAUGUCUAAGACCUGGCCUUACUCCAGCCUCACCCAGGCACCCACCAACCUGAAGGAGGCCAUUGACUGGGUCCUGAGGGUAACUGGUAGGGAUGGUAAAGAGAACAAAGCGGCGGCAAAGCCGGCGCCAGCAGGCACGGACUCUUCACCCCACUGCCUGUGCUACCUGGCCAAGGCAGUGAAGGACCUACUGUAUGACGCCAAGGACCCGGGGUCCCCUGGUCCCAGCCCUGACAGGUACUGGGACGACCUGCUCCUAGACCAGGAGAAGACAUUAGUGCUACCAGUGCUCACUGACCUGGGACUACUGAGUACUGGGAGCACUAGUGCUGUCAGUACUACCACUACUUGUGCUGGUGGUACCGAGGUCAUAAAGGCGCUGAUAGACCAGCUGGCACAGGGACUACAGAAGUGGGUUGGGUGGCAGGAAAAAGGAGAUGAUUGUUGUCUGAAGGGGACAGAUGGGAUAGGAAAGAAGUGUGAUUGUCCUAGUGGUGUUGGUGCUAGCGGGUGUUGUAGUACUAGUAGUGGUACUCCUUGUCAUCAGUGUAGCCAGUGUGGUACCAGUGAGGCUGGCAACAAAUGCUACCUCUCGGCCUACUGCAAAAAGAAUGGUGUCGCCCUUAGCCCCCCUGAAGGAGAAUACUACUGGCCCACCAUAUCCAGUGACCCCUCUAAGGUCCACCUCCUGGCCCGUAUUUUCCUAGGGUCGGUAUGUCUCAUCUGGAGUGGACUCAGUCAGUUGGGGUUCCUAACAGGAAAUGGAAGUAGUAGGUGGAAGGAUAGUAAGCUACAUGAGGUGGACAAGGGUCUCGGGUCAUUCAUGGCGGCCAUGGGCUACGACCUGGAGAGGUUGAAUGGGAGUGGUGGUAGUGGGAAGAAGGGAGCAGAUGUAUGGAAAUUACUAUCGGGAACGGAGCCUAGUGGUGCCAAAGGUAUCCAAUGGAAAGAAUUCGCAUCCGUGAAAGGUGCUUCUCAGGGUAGUGUAGCUGAGUACUACAGCAGUAUCUAUAGUGGAGCAAAAACUGCCCUUACAGGGAAGAAUACUGAAGAAAUUUGUACAAAGUAUCCCCUAUUGGUACUACACAUCCUGGCCAGUGGGUACUUCAGGGCAGGUAGUGCCGGGGCCAAUAAGGUAACUGUGACGGCUUCGCCGGCCACUGAAAAGAAAGAAACACCCUCUCCUAGGAAACCUAGGACUAUCCGUGAGAUUCUAUACUGGCUCAGUGCAUUGCCCUAUAGUAAGGGAUACAAGGCACUGGUAGAGAGGAUGGGACAGAAAUUCCCGGAGGGUGGGAAAUACUCACUGGAAGGAACUAAAUCUGGCGGCAAGACAGAUCUCCACAAGGACAACAUUACCCACUACCUACUGGCCGCCUGUGGCUACUGCCCACUGGUACUCAUCGGUAUCCAGGGGACCAUAGAAAGGGAAGUGAAGCAGACAACACAAGGUAGUGCUCCAGCUGCUGCGGAGAAGAAUAAGUGUCCACAUCAUAAGAAAAACCGUCAUAAGAGAUGCGACCCUAAAGAUAUAAAGGAACAAGAAGCAGCUGCACAGGCACAGUCUCCCCAGCAACCGGGAGCUUCCACCGGAAAACCCCUCGGAAAAGGUGAAGUCUGCUAUGGCGGGUACCACCUGGAAGUCUCCAAGUUUGGCCCCCUCCAUGGGAUGUAUGCCAAUGGGCUCUUUGGCUUCCAGAUGGACCUUUCGGCCGCCCAGUGCCUGGACCAACUGAGGGUAUAUGUCUACCACUGCUUCUACCAGCUCUAUUUCCUAAGGAAGCAGUGCACAGUGGGAGUGGAUAAAGGAACAGCAUUGGGCUGGCAGAGUUGUAGGUAUGGUAGUGGAGUCUAUUGGGGUAGUGGAUAUAGUCCGAGUAACUUGUGGAAGUGUAAGACAGAUGCAGGUGGAGCUGGUGCUGGAGAGCAUACGAAGAAAUGUGGAUUACAGGAUGGUGCCAGUGGGAAAGAAAUAUCUCCUCUAAUGUGCUUUUUGUGUGACGGACUAGGUAAAAUUGCAUGUCCAAGAACGGUAGCCAGAAGUCUGGAGAGAUAUCCUCCCAUCGAAGAGCACAUGAAUACCAAGUAUGAUUUCCCUCCGGGUCAUUUGGAGAAGCCACAUGGACACUGCCCAGUUCCCAUGGGUUGGCAACAAGGUGGUGGUAGGGCUAGCAGUGACACAGAAAACCACUUCAAAGAUUUAACCCAGGGUACCCAUAAGACAGAGCAACUUACAGGAGCUCAAGCAGCAGGUAGUGGUGCCGCUGGCACUUACCCUGCCCACUGCACUGGGAAUACACUGUCACUACUCCUGGAGUACCACUGUGACCCAGAGAAGUGCCAUGGCACCCUAGUGGUACUACUGAGACUACUGGCCUGUAUUACUCCCACGGUGCCACGGACCCUGGGUGACCUCUUUGGGUUCUAUUACUAUAUAGUCUACAUUGGGGGAAACCAGGGUGGUGGUGCUGGAGAGCAGGAAGUUAACAAGGCCCUAGGGAUAUACGAGCAGGAAUCUAAAUUGCACAUGAUGUCUAUUGGUGGUGAUGCAGUGGUAACAGCCCUCGAGACAUACGGUGGAGAUUGCAAGACAGGCAAGGAAGGUCACCUAAAGUGCCUAUAUAAAUGCACUAACGGUGGCAAUACCAAACAGUGCUCUCCAUACUUAUGUCCCCUCAGUGGCCAGCAGUAUGGCCAGUUGAGUCCAGCGAUGGCCGGGACCUACCUGUCAUGGUUGGUCUAUUUGAUAGAGGGGUUCAGGACAGGACUGGAGGGGUUGAAAGGGGAGUUCCAGCAGAUUAGUUGUAAGGAUUCAGAGUGCCACAGAGGUGCCGGAGGAGUUGGUGGUGGCUGUGAUAGCAGCUGCACUAGAGGAACCCAUGGAGAGACGUGCAGUGGUGGUACUAAUCAGGGAGUCUGUGGAUGUACCUCUGUCGUAUCAUGUACCGGGGUACUGCCGGUGUUGUACAAGUAUGGCUUUGGGUAUGGUGAUGUCAGUACGCUGCACCCUAGUGUAGGUACACAUAAGAAGUGCCACGACUUCUUAACGACACUGGGUAAUGUAGAAAAAAGCACCGAGUUCACGAAGCUCACCACCUCCAUUAACCAGCUCAUCUACACCACCAGGCUCCCCUGGAUCUUUGUCCUGACGUUAGCCUGGCUAGUAGCGGUGCUCUACCUAGCAUUUGGUGCCAUAUGGCCACUGGACUGGACACAUAUGAGGUCACAUUGUAGGGGAUGGUUCAGGAAGGGUAGUCUGAGUCCAUGGGAAGUACUGAUGGUGGGAAAGAAGAAGGGGAGGGGUAUAUUGGAGUUCUUUGGUACACAUAAGAAGUGCCACGAGUUCCUGGGAACACUAGACAAGGUACUAACAGGGGAUCACCUCAAGAAUGGCUCCAAAAAAGGCCUGCACUAUGAAAUCAACCAACUCAUCUACACCACCAGGCUCCCCUGGAUAUUUGUACUGACCAUAGCCUGGCUAGUAGCGGUACUGUAUCUAGCCUUUGGAGCCAUAUGGCCACUGGACUGGACUCAUAUGAGGUCGCAUUGUAGAGGAUUGUUCAGGAAGGGUAGUCUGAGUCCAUGGGAGAUACUGAUGGUGGGAAAGAAGAAGGGAAGGGGGAUACUAGAGUUUUUUGGUCAGAAGAAGCAAUGUCACGAGUUCCUAAAGACACUGAACAAGGUCCUAUCAGGUGACCACCUCAAGAAUGGGUCCUCAUCAGGGCUCCACCACGAAAUCAACCAACUCAUCUACACCACCAGGCUCCCCUGGAUCUUUGUCCUCACGGUAGCGUGGCUAGUGGCAGUGCUCUAUCUAGCCGUUGGUGCCAUAUGGCCACUGGACUGGGCACAUAUGAGGUCACAUUGUAGAGGAUGGUUCAGGAAGGGUAGUCUGAGUCCAUGGGAAGUACUGAUGGUGGGUAAGAAGAAGGGAAGGGGUAUACUGGAGUUUUUUGGUAAGACAUAGUGGCAAAGUAGUGGCGCCUUCGGCGCGAUAACUAGGGAUAAUGUAGAUAUGUUCAUCAAAGGUUUCAUAGGAAAGUAGUAGCAAUGUUAG